CGAGCGGAGGCGGCGGCAGCAGCUCCAGCGCCUCAGCGGCCCCCGGCUUUCUCCCCUCCCCCCUUCACCCCGCCAGCGCCUCCGGAGCGGGGCCCCGGGCUCGCGCUGACAGCGGCGACACCGAGGAUGGCGCGAGGCGGCGGCUGCUUGGGGCAACCCCGGCUGCGGCUGCUGCUGCUGGGCGGCCUCCUGUGCCUGCAUGGCGGGGCUCCGCUGGCGGCCGCCCCGCAGGGCCGCGCUGGGCGGGGGCAGCCGCCCGCCCCGUGCCAGGCGCCGCGGCAGUGGGAAGGGCGCACGGUGGCCUACGACCACAGCAGCGGCAGGAACACCAGGGCGGCGGUGUCCUACGACGGCCCCAACCAGCGCCUCCGGCUCCUGGAGGAGAGAAAGGGGCUCAUCCCCUGCAAGAAAUUCUUUGAAUAUAUAUUUCUCUAUAAAGAUGCAGUGAUGUUUCAGAUUGAACAAGUCACAAAGCUGUGCUCAAAGAUUGCUUUGACUGAGCCUUGGGAUCCUUAUGAUAUUCCUGACAACUCCACUUAUGAAGAUCAGUACUACAUCGGGGGGCCUGGAGAUGAAAUUAUGGUACAGGAAUGGUCUGAUAGAAAACCAGCCAGGAAAUUUGAGUCCUGGGUUGGUGUUUACACAGUCAAGGACUGUUACCCAGUGCAAGAAACCUACACCAAGAACUACAGCGUGACAACCUCCACCCGCUUUUUUGAUCUACAGCUGGGUAUUACUGACCCCUCUGUGUUUACCCCACCCAGCACCUGCCAGGAAGCCCAGCCGAUAAAGAUGAAAGUUGAAUGCUGAUUAUGGACAAUGGGUUGCCACAUGCAAACAAAUAAUGACACGGAGGAUAAUUAUUAAUAAUCAGCAACUGAUAUGUAACCUGAUUUUCAACCUGAUUUUUGUCUUUUUGGAAUUGUGAGUUUUCAUUUGAAAGGGAACACAAUAUUUAGUUGAACAGGAAGGUAAGAUGUGUAGCAAAAAGGAUAUCUUUAUUUCAGUGUUUCACUAAAUUAAACUCUGUUCAACGAUGCACUUGGUGUGUUUGUUACUGAUGAAGUAAUGUUUAUAGGCACUAUUUUAGCUGUGAAUAUUUUUUGAAAGUUUCAUUAUUUAAUAUUUCAAAAUGUCAACACAAAAGUAUAUUGGGUUCCUAUUAACAUAAAAGAAAAGUUGGAUAUCGUUUAUUACUUCUGGAGGGAUUUAUGGGGUUGAUAAAAUAUAUUCUGUGUAAGAGCUCAACUGUAACCAUAAAAUGGCAUAGUUUAAGCAGACUAUGUCAGAGUGAUUAAAUGCAUUCUCUUGGGGUUUUUUAUCCUUGCUCCUCAAAAAGCUUUCAGUCAAGUGUAUGGGGGUUUGAGGUUGUUGGGCUAUUUGCAAAGAAACCAGAGUGACUAUUCAUAUAAUACUACGUGACUGAUGUAAUACUUUAAUGGGGGGAAAAUAAAAAAUUAAGCCAAA
Messenger RNA from Mauremys reevesii (Reeves's turtle), 1467 nucleotides. It is a transcript of the gene EPDR1, whose product is annotated as ependymin related 1. Bases 127 to 810 code for a protein of 227 amino acids. Gene Ontology annotation, molecular function: calcium ion binding. The transcript is spliced from 3 exons. Lineage: Eukaryota; Metazoa; Chordata; Testudines; Geoemydidae. The record is from RefSeq and is a predicted model, not a curated record. Gene Ontology annotation, biological process: cell-matrix adhesion. Gene Ontology annotation, cellular component: extracellular region; lysosome.